Molecule: messenger RNA, 2970 nt
Organism: Phoenix dactylifera (date palm)
Lineage: Eukaryota; Viridiplantae; Streptophyta; Magnoliopsida; Arecales; Arecaceae
Biological process (GO): mRNA splicing, via spliceosome
Cellular component (GO): precatalytic spliceosome; U2-type prespliceosome; U1 snRNP
Molecular function (GO): mRNA binding; U1 snRNA binding
Source: RefSeq, a predicted model, not a curated record
UUCUCUUUCCUCCGACCCUCGGAAGAGCUUCUCGAAAAACCACGGAGAAUCUUAGGGCGCCUCUGAAGAGUCAUUUCUCUGAAUAUUUUUCCCCUGAAAAAUUCACUCCCAGAGAUCGAGAAGAGGAUGGAUUUCGGUACUCCUGACAAGAGUCUGGAAGAGACCAGCAAAGAAGGGGCUCCAUAUGUUGGAGAGCCAUGCCUUAACUUACUUGAUAACAAGGACGACAAGGAUGGAAAAACUUUUCAAGGUGAAGCUGAAGCAUUGGAUGUUAAUAUGCAAGGUUACACAAAUCAGGAGCGUGCUGGAUCACCAUUGUUACCUGGUAAUCCAGCUUCUCUAUCACCCUCAGAGAAAGCUGAAGAAUCUUGCUUACCAAUUGAGUUAGAUAUGCAACAUGAAGAUAUCAAGAGGAUUGCAGACUAUACAGAUGAUGGAUUGAAGUCCACAAUCAAGGAAUAUGAAAACCAUGAUAAAAUGCAAGGGGCUGACUAUGUUGGUCUUUCUGGUGAACAGCUUGAUAAAAGUGCUAGUGGAUCAUCAAAUAUGUUGGAAUCUAGAAAUUCAGAUGCAUGCUUUCAUAAGCCUGUCUUAUCAGCUGAUAACAAUGAUAAUCCUUAUGAAGUAGUGGAUAAUGGAACCUAUGGCUAUCAAAGUGCUAAGUCACCAACUUUGGCAGCAACAGAGAAUGGAAAUGUUGGAAACAUAUCAGGGAAUUCUCAAUCUGAAAAGGCUGAGCUUGGCAAUGAGGAAAUGGAUCAUGAGAACUUUAGUCAUGUUAUUGAAAUGAAGGAUAACGACUACCCUUUGGAGACAGUAGCUUCCAAUAACAGUGGGAUGGUAAGGGAGUGCACUGAUCUGCAUUCUCCUAGAAAAGUGCGAAAUGGUACACCAUCACCAGAAAGAAAUAUGUCUGAUCCUAUGGAAAGGUCUCCUAACAACCAACCAUCUGCAAGUCAAGAGCUCCUCCCUCCAGAAAAUAAUGAGAAGAAAUCAGCUCCUCCAAUCCGAUCUAAAAGGAGACGAUCACCUUCUCCUGAAAAGCAUGCUGUGGAUCGGAAGAGAGCUUCUUCCCAUGAUCGAUUAUCUCCAUCUGUAAGACGGAAAUCUCCUUUAGGAAGGACAACACAUCGAGAUUCUCAUCACAGAGAUGAUUCUCCAAGAAAACGCUUGUCAGCAUCACCUCGAAGGCGAGAUUCCCCGCGAAGGAGAGAGAGGUCUGAAUGUCGAUCACCUGUGAGGAGGAGGGAUUCUUCUGGAUCCAGAAGAGACAACCGUGGUAGAUCUCGAUCAAGGUCUCCCUACGCAAGGGAUCGUUAUCGAAGAUCACCAAGGAGAAGGCAUUCUCCGAGGCGCAGAUCUCCGCCGCCAAGUUACCAUUCUCAUCGUCGUUCUCCAAGGAGGCCUUGGUCACCACCUGCAAACCGCAGCACUGGAAUCGGCAGGCCUGGAAGGAAUUUAUUUGUUGCAGGUUUCAGUUAUGUUACUACUGAGAGAGAUUUAGAGAAGAAAUUCUCGAGGUUUGGACGUGUAACAGAUGUUCGCAUAGUUCGGGAUAAAAGGUCAGGUGAUUCUCGUGGCUUUGGUUUUUUAUCCUUGGAAAGGGAUGAGGAUGCUGAUGCUGCAAUACGUGCUCUUGAUCAGACAGAGUGGAAUGGUAGAAUUGUUCUGGUGGAGAAAUCAAAGACAUAUGCUCGCUAAAUCUUCUAUCUUGGAUUUUAUUAUACUUGGAGAGAGAGGGAGAUGGCUGUUUUGUCAGCUCUAUUUCAUACCAAUAUUCCUUUCAGCCAUAUGACAUUGGUUACAAGUAUACGGCAAGUAUUGUUCUAAACCAGACUCUUGAUGCUGUAUUAGGUCUAUCUUUGCUUGGUUGGUAUAGGCUAAUUUUGACAGAUUUUAAAUAAUUUUUGUUGUUUUACUUAUCUGUUUAAAAAAAGUGUAUUAUAUGUACAUAAUGAGGGUACUUGUUUCUGUCAGAUGAUAGCUCAUGUGAAAUCCUCUUUCAGGGUUUAGCAACAGUUAGAAAUGAAAGUUACUGUACCUUUUGAGUCUGGGAACCUCUUCCUUAAAGAGUACCAUGCAUUACAAACAUUGUGCAUGAUUUGAACCUGCCAACUCGAUCCAGUGCCUUCAAGACUUGCUGGAAUUGGCUUAUUGGUGAAGACAUACAUUUUUGCAGCAUGAAUUUCUGAUCAGUACUUAUAUGAUGUCAUAUGUUUUAGUAGAUAUUUCUUGUGUUCUGCAGGCUAUGUUAAAAUUUGUUGAAUCAAGCUUGAUAUCCUGGACCCUUCUUUGUUUUGGCACAUAUAUGUACCCCAAAUGUUUUGGCACUUUCGGUUCCCUAGCAUGGCUUCUGAAGCUUGCCUGCACAAAACAUCAGCUAACUCUGCUGUGCGAGCUAAUGGUGAAGAUGUGCUUUUCUGCGUUCUGAUUCCUCAAUACGGAUUGGUUUUUGCAAGCACGUAAUAUAUUUUGAAGAUCUUCUUUUGCUGCAGGCUUGUACUUGUCCUUAACAAUACCAUAUUAUCAAGCCUGAUGACCUGAACCAUACUUUUGUUCAACACCGUUAGCACUUGGACAUAGCGGUCUGAUGUAGUACAAAUCAUGGUUUCAAACCUAAGCGUCAUGGAGAUAAGUUACUAUCUAAUCUGGCUGUCUGGUCUUGUAAACUGGUGUGAGAAAAUGUGGCAAUUGGUUGUAGAAAUGCUUAGUCAUAGCCUUUUUCAGGAUCCUAAGCCCAACAGUACUUCUGAAGGUUUCUUUAGAAUGAAAUGAUGCUUCUGCAGAGUCUGGCAGAAAUUAAUGGUUUUAUGUGUGUUGAAUAGCUUUUAAAUUCAUUUUAAGGGAAUUUUUGACAUUCAUGGUGAUAUUAGGCUGCUUUUUCUAGGCGAUUGAAGACCCAGCCCCUAUUGUUCUCUCUCAGAAGUUGCAAGAAAUAAUUUUGUCGAUAAAAUGAAUGCAAAAUUAGAA